This is a messenger RNA of Fusarium venenatum, 2598 nucleotides long. Lineage: Eukaryota; Fungi; Ascomycota; Sordariomycetes; Hypocreales; Nectriaceae. The record is from RefSeq and is a predicted model, not a curated record.
AUGGGUGCAUUCAUUUCAGUUACCAGCACAUAUGAUCCUGCCGUGGUUGCAGGUGCCAUAUUCAAUGGAGCCGGUGUUACUGUGCAACAGGCAUUCUGGAUACGUAUCGCCGAGGCUGAUUCCUCACCAGCGGGAACAUUUUCAGAUGGGCCGUACGGUAUUGGAAGCGGUGGUAUAUUGACAAAUGGCCUUGCAUCGAACGCAGCAGGUGCUCAAAGCCCAAAUACAUACAAUACCUUUCCAGGCUCUGGCCAAUACUGCGGAGCAGAAGGAUUUGAUGCCACUGUUCUUCAAGUUGAUAUCGACAUCGCUGAAGGAGGUCGACCAGAUCCUAUCGCAAUCUUCCUGGACGAUGUGUUAUGGAGCAUAGACGACAGCAACGAUCGGAUAACGGCAACUUCAAAGUACCUCAAUGAAGAGAUAGGUAUCAACGAAAAGGACAAGGAGGACUGGCCGUUUUCUCCUGAUUUCAAUCGCGCUACUCGUUAUGACGGUUCUUCACCUCCCUUGCUCGUUGGCAUCCCCGCAAUACCUGGCGUGCACACAAUGGUGUUUGCCGUAUGCGAUGCGUUCGAUGGACAAUGGGACUCUGCGCUCAUGGUCAAAGCUAAGGGUUGUAAAGACUGCAACCCUCAAGUACAAAUCAAUUACGUCUCAACUACCACUACUACUGGAUCGACAUCUUUUACAAGUACUACCAAAGCUAUCGGGACCGAGUCAGGGACCGUGUUGUUCGGUGUACCGGAAGAGACUACGACUACAAUAGAGGAUGUCACUACCACAACCACCGAUGCUUCCACAACAGGAGAACCUACCACUCCGGCCACCGAAAUUUCGACAACGGAUGUGUUCUCCACUACAACAAUAACAGAAAUUCAAGAGACCAGUACUGCGACAUCGGACACAGAUCCUACGGAUACCACUACCAUGACAUCUGAUCAAAGCUCAACGGUAACAUCUACAGUGGAUUCCACAUCUACAUCAAACACCGAAACAUCUGCCACGACAGAUAUUGGAGGUACCACUACGUCGUCUGGAACAACGGACAUAGCUUCGUCUUCAAUACAGAGCUUUGAUGAAUCAUCUACACUGGACACCUCCACUUGGACAACUAGCUCAUUCAUAGAGCCAGGCUCAACCAGUUCAGAGGGCUCUACAAGUAUACUAGAGUCAAGCACCAUGACCGAACAACGAACUGUAUCAAGAAGCAUUGCUAGCCUAGAGACCCCCUCAGCCAGCUCUGAAGUUUCCACAGGUGUUUUGCCAAUCACAACAACCAAGGGAGGUAGUGAUGCCCAAACCACAUCAGACACUGUCAAUCCUACCAAUCUGGAAGUCAUUGGAAGCUUCACAUUUCUCGGGUGUUUUGGCUCACCUGAUGGUUACCCUUCUUUCGACUUGAUAGCCACCUCGGACGAUAUGACGCCCUCCAAUUCAUGCUACGCUUCGGAUUCAUUAGAAUCUACGAAUCUGGUUGGCGAGGGCCAAUGUGAUACUCCCUGCCCCAAUGCCCCUCUACUAUUCUGUGGCGGACUGAUCGGAGCUGGCGGAACAUCAAUCAGACACAGAAGGAGUUAUCGUCGUGAUGCACCUAGCAAUGUGCUGCUCACGUUAUAUGGAGCUACAGAUACCGGAGACACAUCAAGCAAUGCUUUGAUCACCGGAACUUCUACCGCGCCAUCAAUUUCUGAGACAAUUGGAGAGGCAUCUGUAUCAACAGAAGAUGCAACAGUGAUAGGUUCAAUCACAUCCGACUCCGCCCCUGGUGUUGUUACCCAACCAACUGCAUCCUCUUUCGAGCUACCUAUCACUUCUGGUCAUGCAAUCCCUUUUCCACCAAACAGACCCGUGCCAACCAGUGGCUGGCUAGGCAAGAACAAUAUGACCCAGGUCGUUGAUCCUGUUAUCACUGUGUCAACAAUCACAUACACCGUUGUUGAUCCCAACAAUCCAUCAACAUUCAAGGUCGAGGAGUAUUGCUCAACUAUUCAGUAUUAUCCCUGCCGCCGCUGCGAGAAGCAGGAUAUACCUGAAGUGCAUAUGACCACCAUCCAAAGACAAUGCAAUGCAUGUGGUUUGAACGGCGAGAACUCUGUAUACCUUACGGUUCCAGCCGCGGUUGCAGCCCCAUCCGCUACUGACAGGUUUAAGCACCCUGGUUACCCACCUCAGCAUGGUUCAGAACCUUUUGUAGCCAGCCCAAUCGAGACAGGCAUCCGUCACCCCAAACCCGUUAUCCAAGCCAAACCCACCAAAGCGCACCAUAACCCCAUCCCACCAAUAUCGGAGGAGGAGGAUUCCCCUGAUGUACCUGUCCGUCUCAAUGACAACGAACCACAAGGUCACCCACAAGACGAUUUUCCCAAGAAACCCCAAGUCGAAGCACCAAAAGCCCCCGUCAACGAGCCUAAGCCCGUUGACCAAGCCCACCCAACAUCGCAGUUCGUCGGAGGAUAUGAGAUCAAGACAACAACAUUGCCAACGUGGCAUGUUCCCUCUGAAGUUCCCGUCAUAGUUUCGACAGCCACAUCGUCUUUACCAAUCUUUGGAAUGAUUUUCUUUGUCUUUGCUUUAGCAUCGAUGCUUAACAGUGUUUAA